This is a messenger RNA of Ilex paraguariensis (yerba mate), 626 nucleotides long. The record is from the annotation of a GenBank genome assembly. Lineage: Eukaryota; Viridiplantae; Streptophyta; Magnoliopsida; Aquifoliales; Aquifoliaceae.
AUGUAUGUGAUUGCUCGACCACUUCUUACUCAAGCACUUGAUAAUGAAGAUUUCGAGCAGUUGGUAGAUCCCACGUUGGAAAACAACUUCGUUGAAAGCGAGUUAUUCCGGAUGAUUGAAGCAGCCGCAGCUUGUGUGCGUCAUUUAGCUUCAAAGAGGCCUCGGAUGAGUCAGGUGGUGAGAGCUUUGGAUUCCAUAGAUGAAUUCUCAGAUCUAACCAAUGGAAUGAGACCUGGACAGAGCGAAAUUUUUGAUUCAAGGCAACAAUCUGCACAAAUCAGACUGUUUCAGAGGAUGGCAUUCGGAAGUCAAGAAUACAAUUCAGAUUUUUUCAAUCAGUCUCAAAGCAGCCUGAGGAGUUGAAUGAAGGGGGGAAUGCCACACAUCGACACCCUCCAUGCUUAUGGAGUAAUGGAGACGAGUCUAGAAGAUAUCAUGGCAGCAGAAAGUCGUUUGAAACUACUUGCUUGAAGGGCUAGGAAUUCACUUGAUCACAGAGUGAUUUUGAGCAUCCCUUGGGAGUUCUUAUCUUCUAUUUAGAUUCUAACUCUCAUUUCUUGUAAAUCUUACACCAUUUUUUGCUGUAAUUUUGUUCUCUGCUAACAUGGUGUUCUUUUUUUUUUUUU